ACCUUGCCCUCAUCCAGUCAUCCUCGACACCUUCUCCCGCUUUAAAAUCCCAAGCGUCUCUCCAUCAAGCCUCACGCAGCACAACAUCCAGACAGAGAGAGCAGAGAGCUAGCUAGCUAGCUAUCCAGUGAUCAUCCAUCGGCGUCAUCACACACGCGAGGCGGAGAGGCACGGGGAGAGCUCGGAGGAGCAGAAAUGGUGAAGAUCCCGAGCCCGAGGAGGCUGUUCAGCAGGCGGUCCAAGAGCACGGUGGGCAUCGGCGGUGGCUUGGACAUGUGCGCCAUGGUGGCCGAGCACGAGAGGAUCGAGUGGGAGGUGCGGCCGGGCGGGAUGCUGGUGCAGAAGCGCCGGGGGGCGGGAAACGAGGCCUGCGACGCAGCGGAGGCCAUCCUGGUGCGGGUCUCAGCCAGCUGCGGCGGGUGGCAGCACGAUGUCUCCAUCGACGCCACCGCCACCUUCGGCGACCUCAAGGUGCUGCUGUCGCUGGCCACCGGGCUGUGGCCCAGGGAGCAGCGGCUGCUGUACCGGGGCAGGGAGCGGGAUGACGGCGACCACCUGCACAUGGCCGGCGUGCAGGACAAGGACAAGGUGCUGUUGCUGGAAGACCCCGCCGUCACGGAGAGGAAGCUCAGGUCCACCAGCCUCGCGCAGCUCAUGGGGGUGCCCUGCCAUUCCUUCAUCCAAGUCUAACAAACCCACGCCCCAUCAGCUGUUCAGCGAAGAUAUGUUUCAGAUGUGUUAAUUAAGUGUUAACUCCAUUCUUUUCUUUCUUUAGAGUUUUUUGGGUUUAAUCAGGGCUUAGAUUUGGCCGAUUGAAUCCAAAAAGGGGCACCAUUAGGACACAAUACAGCACGGUACAUGUAAAAUGUUGUAAUUUGUAUAAGCAGACAAUGACAGUGUCACAGUGAUUGUGAUUUCUA
Hordeum vulgare subsp. vulgare (domesticated barley) is the source of this 920-nucleotide messenger RNA. Its product is annotated as BAG family molecular chaperone regulator 4-like. NCBI's taxonomy places the organism in Eukaryota, Viridiplantae, Streptophyta, Magnoliopsida, Poales, Poaceae. The transcript has a single exon. The coding region runs from base 196 to 690 and encodes 164 amino acids. The record is from RefSeq and is a predicted model, not a curated record. Gene Ontology annotation, molecular function: protein binding.